This is a messenger RNA of Camellia sinensis, 387 nucleotides long. The record is from RefSeq and is a predicted model, not a curated record. NCBI's taxonomy places the organism in Eukaryota, Viridiplantae, Streptophyta, Magnoliopsida, Ericales, Theaceae.
AUGAAAGCAGAAGUGUGGGUGUUGGGUAUAGAAAAGUUAUUUGAGGUUUUUCCUUGUACUGAAGCCCAAAAAGUACAACUUGUUGCCUUCACUCUUGAAGACGAAGCAUGGAGGUGGUGGAUGCUCACAAGAACUGCACAUCAAGGGUUAACAUGGGCCAAAUUUUUGGAGCUGUUCUAUGAAAAGUAUUUCCCCCAAUGUAUGCGAGACAAGAAAGUGAUCGAGUUGGAGACCUUGAGACAAAGGAAGAGGACUGUUGCAGAGUAUGAGGCUCAAUUUGCUGAAUUGGCCCGUUUCGCACCACAUAUGGUGGAUACGAGCUACAAGAAGGAAAGAAAGUUUGAAGGUGGACCGGAUCAAUGUGCUGAAAUUACCUACGUAUGUUGA